AAUUAGUAGCGUUGCUAUCGUUCGACGAGUUCCAGCUACAGCUGCUCAAAAUCUUCCUAUUGACAUUUGCUUUUAGCGUGGCAUUGAUCUUUGUUGCUUGGCACAUUUACGGCUCCCGAAUCACGGAACAAUUUAUGAAAGCGGGUGUCUCCGCGGAAGAUUGCAGUCUAUCGCUCUAGUAAGACGUUGGAUAUCGUUGCUCUAAUUAUUUAUUAGACAUGGCUGAUAAAAUUAAGUCCUUUUUUCAAAAAAAGAAGAUAAAUACAAAGUUUAUGAAAGCGGGAAAGGGAUACAAACUAACGGAUUCUACCAGUACUAUACUUACUCCGGCGGAAUCUAAAGAACCAAUCAGGAGAGCGGAACCUACGGAAGAAGCUAAAAUAGCGGGCCAAGCUGCUCUGGCAAGAUUAGAAGCUAAAAAAACUGAUAAACCAAGAUUUAACACAUCAUAUGCUGCGAUUCAAGCACGAGUUAGGCGCGAAUUGGAAUUGGAAAGAAAAGCACAACAGAAUUUACAAGCUGAAAGUUUAACAUCGAAGGAACAAAAGGACAAACCCGAAGAUCCCUCCAUCUUUGCAGUUACCGACGUGUUCUUCCGUUGUCCAUACUUAUCGGACGAAAUAUUAUUGAGAGACGAAUGGAAGAAGAAAAUAAGAGAAUUCUUAUACGAGCAAUUGAGAGGAGAGGAAGCAGGGUUAACGGCAUGCCUGAUUAUCCAGAGUUGUAACACUGGGAAAGAAAGGAUCGAAAGUUGCGUAGAAACGCUUGGCAAAUACUUGGACAAUAUCAUUAACAAUCCUGACAUUGAGAAAUAUUGGAAGAUUAGGAUGUGCAACAGAAUAUUUCAAGAAAAAGUUUUACCUGUGGAAGGAGCAUUGGAUUUCUUGAAUGCAGCUGGUUUCGAGCAAAAACGAUUGUUGCAUAAUGAGAGUGAGGAAGACUUCUUAGUUUGGAGUCCUAACAACUGCAGCAUCGAGAAUCUUACCAUGUUAGAUGAAGCGUUAAAGUCUGCAGAACCUAUUCCUAUCGAGUUGGACAGGAAUCUACAAGUGUUGAUGCCUAGCCAAGCUCGCGUACGGAACGAAUUGCCACCUAGUUUUUUCACGAUGACUCCGGAGGAGAUAAAAAGGGAGCAACAGUUGCGGACGGAAGCUGUAGAGAGAAACCAAAUGCUGAGAACGAAAGCUAUGAGGGAAAGAGACGAGCAACGUGCACUUAGAAAAUACAAAUUUGCCAUUCUACGUAUUAAAUUCCCGGAUGGAAUAAUAUUGCAGGGGACUUUCUCGGUACACGAAAAGUUUCACAGUGUAGCUGAGUUCGUCGCUGAAAAUUUGGUCGAUGAUAAAGUACCCUUUUUGUUGUCGACACCGGACGGGAUUAAAUUAUUGGAAGAAUGUAAUGAUAAGACACUUUUAGAAUUACGGUUAAUUCCCACGGCUAUCUUAGAGUUCUCCUGGAACGCUGAUCACGAAAAUUUAAAUAAGCCCAAAGAAUAUUUAAAGGAAGAAAUUCUUUCUUACAUACAAGCAGUUUGAAGAUGCAGUUAUAAACAGUCUUGUUUAAAAAUGCAUUUUCAAUAACUUUUUACUGCUUCUUUUUCAGUUAUUGAUUAUAAUCAUGUCGUUAUGUUUUGCAAUCAUUCCAGUUUUCAGAUAAUUUUUCUCCUGUGCAUUAUAUAUCUUUUUUUUUUAUAUGUAUCAUUACUUGUAUUAAAACUCUUCACAUUGUUGGAUUGAUUGACGUAUUAUUAUUGACUAGACUCUUCGUUUAAUAAAAUUUUUAACGUUAAA
Molecule: messenger RNA, 1790 nt
Organism: Ooceraea biroi (clonal raider ant)
Lineage: Eukaryota; Metazoa; Arthropoda; Insecta; Hymenoptera; Formicidae
Gene: Gint3
Product: GDI interacting protein 3
Cellular component (GO): cytoplasm
Molecular function (GO): protein binding
Source: RefSeq, a predicted model, not a curated record